Molecule: messenger RNA, 705 nt
Organism: Penicillium daleae
Lineage: Eukaryota; Fungi; Ascomycota; Eurotiomycetes; Eurotiales; Aspergillaceae
Exons: 1
Coding region: 1-705 (234 amino acids)
Source: RefSeq, a predicted model, not a curated record
AUGUCCGAAAUAUCUGUUGACGGCCAAGAGUCGAAGGCAGUUCCAUGGUACCACGACCAACUUCCGCAAUACUGUUCAAAUCAGCCAAGCCAAGAUCUGCUCGCCUCUAUCAUUGAGACCGAGCAUACUCGCCGGAUUUUAGAUCAACGGAUAGAAGAUAUUUUUGAAGAGACCGAAGACUUGAUUGAGAGGGCGCCAACCGAUGAAUCAAGCCGGCUUGCAUCUGCAAAAUGGUUGCAAAAAAGCGGUCAAAAAUUCAAAGACAUUGGACAGAUGAUGAUCGAAUCAGCAGUUAUUCAUGAAAAAUGGGCUGGUGAAAAUGGUGGCAUCUAUAUCGCCUUAUCAAAACUCACUGAGAGUGAGUUCAACCAGACUUACUCUUCUCUGAAGCGAUGCGCGAACCAGCAGUCACUAUAUGCCCCAGUAGAAGAUCAUCAAGGCGGCAGCCAAUGCUAUAACAGAGAUUCUGGCAACAAGUUCCAAAGCGCUCCGUUGACUAAGUAUGGAAAAGGAGCUGGAGAUUAUACCCACGACUCUAUAUGCUCUUGUGCCCGGGUCUCCCACCUUUCGACAACGGCGGAUCACAUCAAUGAAAAAUUUGACAAAAGCCGUCUCCCUCAUGAUAAGGCCGAUAUACCAACACGGACUGAUCGGACGGGAGCAAAGUCCCCUAAGAGCUUUUGGAAGAGAAUCCUGAAGCAUUAA